Messenger RNA from Aspergillus homomorphus CBS 101889, 3786 nucleotides. Its product is annotated as GTPase-activating protein BUD2. The transcript has 2 exons. The coding region runs from base 1 to 3786 and encodes 1261 amino acids. The record is from RefSeq and is a predicted model, not a curated record. Lineage: Eukaryota; Fungi; Ascomycota; Eurotiomycetes; Eurotiales; Aspergillaceae. Gene Ontology annotation, biological process: regulation of GTPase activity.
AUGGAGCCGGAAAGUUCUAACGGGUUCAAACGGAACUCCAUCCACGGAAUAUACAGUCGUCCAGUGGAACGGCGCCCGAGCAAGAAGUCUUCCUCUAAAGAUCGGCAUGGGAUGGUCUAUCCGGAAAGUUUUCGAGAUACAGGCAUUCGCACAGUGACCCCCGACCCUGAGGCUAGGAAUCAUUCCCCUGCGUCAGAAGCAGAGCAUCUGGCAUCAAGUGCGGCCCCCUCUCCUCGUGCUGCCGCCCGGGCACGAGCCUCCGAUCGCGAAGCUCGUCGCGAAUUCUACUCGCGUCAUUCGGCCGGUGACGAAGACGAGCCGCCGGUGGAAGUCAAGGCCCAACGGGCGCGGUCACGAACCACCACCCUGGAUGGUCAGCGCAGCGAAUUAUCCCCCAAUACAUUUUUCAGAUCCCGAAAUCGUUUGGGUUCCAUCAACACCACAAAUCCUCAGUCUAGAACACCCGACGAGCAAACGACAUCGAUCGGGUUUCCGUCCAUACAAUCCCCCACUUACCUUAGCCAUACCCUUGGCCGGCAGCGAUCAAGCAAGCCUCCGGGUAGCUCGAACUUGGUAACGAGCGUGUCGGCCAAUCAAACGACAUCCCCGCUGUCGAGCACUGAUGCGUCAAAGAUCCUGCAACUCAUGAAAACAACUUGUGGAAGGAUGCACGGCAUCCUUUCGUUUCGGACUGCAUCUACAACCGCCUGGUCGUCGGGUUAUUGCGCCAUCAAUGUUGCCACCGGAAGCUUGAUAUACCAAGCUAAAGGAGAGCCCGCAUUGGCCAAGACGCUGAUUCCCGAUCUUCGUGGCUGUCAGGUUCGCACCCUGGUCGAUCCUGAGACCCGCACCAAUUAUCUCAGCGUCUCAACGUUCACCUCUGGUUUAGGGGUGGAGCUGAAACCGCAUGUGAGCGAAACAUUUGACUCCUGGUUGGCUGCGCUCCUAUGCUGGCAGCCCAUCCGACCGAAAGGGGUUCAAAAUAAGAUGACGAAACCACAAUCAGUCGUCAUUGGAGACCGGCGCUUAGUUGAUCGUAGGCGAAACUCAGAGAGCACUGUUCAGAAAGAGGCCGCAAUUAUCAAGGUGGGCAAGAUGCUCCUCUGGGAUCGACCGAGUGCCUCUGGUGUCCGACCAUCGUCGGGGCGUCGGGUGUCCACUUACAGACAACAAAGGGCGCUUUCCGCGUCUUGGUUACGAGUAAGCUGCACGCUGCAGGAAAACGGCGCUUUCAAGCUAUACACGGAGUCGGACAUCACUCUGGUCGCUUGCGUUCAGUUAUCGCAACUCUCCCGUUGUGCAGUACAACAGCUGCACGCAUCCGUCUUGGAGGAUGAAUUCUGCAUUGCAAUUUACCCGCAGUAUGCAGUACACUCUGCCUCGGGCCUGACGCGCCCAGUAUAUCUAGCUCUCGAAAGUCGCGUUCUGUUCGAGGUGUGGUUCGUCCUUCUACGUGCCUUCACAAUUCCAGAGCUUUACGGACCUGAAACGCCGGUAGAGGAGGACUCACCGAAGACCCCUGGAUCAAGCGAUACUAGUGUGGCCUCUGUCGCCGACAUGUUUCGAAUCGAGAGAGUGCUUGAUGUAAGAGUAACGGAAGCUAAGCUAUAUCGCUGCAGAACCGCGGACAAGGCCCCCCGCAGUCGGAAACAGUCUCGGUCCCAUAGCAACUCCGCCCCAGCCUCUGCAGUGAGCGACUACUAUACCGAAGUUCUCCUAGACGGUGAGAUUCGGGCGAAGUCUGCCAUCAAAUACCGCACAGCGAACCCUUUCUGGCGGGAAGACUUUACCUUCAGUGACCUUCCGCCUGUCCUGUCUCAGGUCUCGAUUCUUGUGAAAACGAUCAACUCAACCCAGAAAGACUGGUCGCUUAUUUCACAUGGCUCUCAUGCCUUGGGCCAUGAUUCGAACCCUCUGCGCGCGUUGGAUGACGUAGAACUCGCUUCGCAUGAUGCCACCUUCGGCCGAGUUGAUCUGAAACUAGAUGAUUUGCAACCAGGCAUGGAAAUCGAGAAAUGGUGGCCGAUCCUUGACGACAAAGACCAACCUGUGGGUGAAAUGCUUAUGAGGGCUCGGAUGGAAGAAACUGUCGUGCUCAUGUCUCAAGAAUACACACCAAUGUCCGAGCUUCUGCAUUCCUUCACCAACGGCCUCACGAUCAACAUGGCCCAGGUUAUGUCGUCCGAACUCAACCAAUUGUCGGAAGCGCUCUUGAACAUCUACCAGGUGUCAGGGACGACUGUCGAAUGGAUCUCUGCCCUGGUAGAGGACGAAAUCGACGGCGUGCACAAAGAAUCGACAGUAAGCCGACUACGAUACACGUCAAGAAUCCACUCGAAUGACGCCCGGGAGUCAGCUCAGGAUCGAGAAGUCCUCGUCAGAGACCUGGGUCGAACUGCUACUGUUGAGGCGAAUCUUCUCUUCCGCGGUAAUUCGCUUCUGACCAAGGCACUCGAUUAUCACAUGCGUCGACUUGGAAAGGAAUAUCUGGAGGAGACGAUUGGGGAGCGGCUUCGUGAGAUCGAUGAGACAGAUCCGGACUGCGAGGUCGACCCGUCUCGGGUACAUCGUUCUGAUGACCUCGACCGUAACUGGAGAAACCUGAUCGCUCUCAGCAAUGGAGUUUGGAAGUCGAUUGCGGCCUCUCCGUCCAGAUGUCCGGCCGAACUGAGGCUCAUUUUCCGCCAUAUCCGGGCUUGUGCGGAGGAUCGGUACGGUGACUUCCUUCGAACCGUCACUUACAGCAGUGUUUCUGGCUUCCUGUUCUUGCGAUUCUUUUGUCCGGCAAUCCUGAACCCGAAGCUCUUCGGGUUGCUGAAAGAUCACCCACGCCCUCGUGCUCAACGUACUCUGACUCUAAUCGCGAAGGCAUUGCAGGGUUUGGCCAAUAUGACUACUUUCGGGAGUAAAGAGCCUUGGAUGGAGCCCAUGAACAAGUUCCUGAACACAAAUCGGUCCGAUUUCAAACAGUUCGUGGAUUCGAUUUGCGCCAUACCCGCUGAUCGCCCGGCCCCAAUUGUAACCCCUUCUUACGCCACGCCCAUCCAGAUUCUGGGCCGCUUACCCCCGACGUCACGCGAAGGAUUCCCUAGUCUCCCUUUCCUGAUCGAUCAUGCGCGAAGCUUUGCCAACCUGAUCAGCAUUUGGCUGGAAUCAGCACCGGAGCGCCUGAACGAAUUGGAGGAUGUCGACUCCGCAGUGGGCAAGUUCCAUGAAUUGGCCCUCCGGCUCCAUCAGCGGACGAAGGAUUGCAUGAGCCGAGCCGAGCAGGCAGAACGACCAACUGGAAGCCUGGAGGUCAAAUGGGAGGAAUUGAUUGAUUCUAUGGAGCGAUCAGCGACCUUUUACGACGACAGCUCUAAACCGGCAAGUCCGGCGACGGAGGCGGCGGUGGCAGGAUCUGCCUCGGUGACGGGCAGUCAUCGCAACUCGAUCGGUUAUUUUACUACACGGCCCUCCCUUCCACGUCGAUCGACCGAUCAUCCGCCGGAGGGUGAGGAGGACACGCCACCUAGUUCCUCGUCCGCAACGUGGGACCAGAGCCGGGUGCCUUUUACGAUCCCUCGGUGGGCUGACCCUCGGGAUAGUACCGGUAGCUCAAAGAAUUCAUCGACAUAUUCUCUCGAAUAUCAGGAGCCCUCCAGAUCUCGUCGCUCCAGCAUUACGAGGGAAACAACAAGCAAGUAUCGGUUCUUUGACUUUGUCCCUGCCGCGUCUCGGCGCAAAGCUAAAGAUCGAGAUCAAGCUCAACAGCAAUCCCGUGAAGAGCAACGAAGUGAGACAUGA